Messenger RNA from Urocitellus parryii (Arctic ground squirrel), 1293 nucleotides. NCBI's taxonomy places the organism in Eukaryota, Metazoa, Chordata, Mammalia, Rodentia, Sciuridae. The record is from RefSeq and is a predicted model, not a curated record.
AUGGUGUUAAAGGUCAGUACACAAAAGAAUUCGAAUACAGAGUACAACGUUCAUCUGAUCUGCGGUUCGCCGGUCAUGUCAGGUUACUAUGGCGUCAGAAGAUCUUUUUUGUCUGACUCAGACUUCCACAACAGUAAGCCGUUUUCAAAUGACGUCUACACCUCCGGCGGCGUGGCCAAGCCCUUUCCCUGCGAGUCGUCGGCAGGGCAGAGCCACGCGGCGCUGCUCGAGUCCUACCUGGCCGAGCCCUACGGGGACUACCGCCCGCCGGCCCUGACCCCCAGCCCGGGCUCUCUGUUCAGCGCCUCCCCGCUGCCGCCGCUCCUGCCGCCGCCCUUCCCCAGCGACCCGGCUCACUUCGUGUUGAGGGACUCGUGGGAGCAGACAGUGCCUGAUGGUCUCAGCCAGACRGACCCCAUGCCCACCGAUACUCUACAAACCUUGCCGCCCAGCACCAGCUGCCUCUCCCAGCUCGAGUCAGGAAGUGCCACACAGCACAGGAGCUCCACCUGGGGGACCUCCCUUGCUGGCACUCARUCCUAUUCUCUGCACACGCUAGAGGAUCUGCACAACACAUCUGGGUACCCCACCCCACCUCCUUACCCUUUUACCCCUUUCAUGACAAUGUCAAAUGACCUACCACCAAAGGUGGUACCUCUCUCUCCAGAUGAGGGGACAGACCCCUCUUCCCUUCAUGACCAUUCAACUUGGACCAAAGAAGACGGGAGUGUGGCCUGGGGGUCAUAUGAAUGCCGCAGAGCUUACUGAGGGUGUGGACCAAAGGACUUCUGUGCUUGUCGUUGAGUUCUGUAUUCCAGGGAUUGCUUUAGAUGUGCUGGCUCAUUCGGAACUAGAUUUUCAGGAUAAGCCAUAAUGCCACCCUUUGUUAAUGGACGAUGGCAUUUAUUUGUAAUCUUUACCACCAUAACCCAGUUGAAAUACAAUACAGUGUCAAUUAAAUAUACCAUGGACCAUAUUCUAGUGAGGCAACUUUACAGUGAGGUCAUUUUGGAAAUUUAGUAGCCAAUUCCAUUCUGAAUCUUCUGUUAUCUUUGAAAUAUCAUUUGGGGGCACUGAUUUUUUUCCUUAAAUUAUGUAGAUCAUAAAACAGAAUGGUUCUUCUGUGUAAUUUUUCUUAGUAAUAAACCAUGUGUAUUAUUUAAUAAAAGAGAUAGCUAGGGUAUAAUAUAGGUUGRGGCACAUAAAACAAAAUUCAUUUUMUACCAUAUGACAUUAAAGAGUGAAGUGUUAUAUUCAUUUCCUUCAUUACAAGGGCAUGUAAAGGCACUGUAA